AUGUCUAAGCUACAUAAGCCAUUUUUUAGCCGUAGGCUGGUCGAUUAUCUACUGAUUGUCGGCACGGAAGAAACCACUUAUGAUGUUUUCGGCACGGCCAAUACCAUCCAUCAUCCACAAUUAUUACGACGCUUUCCACCACAAGAUUAUCCUGAUUUUUAUUUACCGCCUGAUGUGGUCUAUUUUUGCCAACCAGAAGGGUAUACCAGUUCUAUUGGCAACCAACAAUUAGGCAAUAAAGAGGCUACAUCUUUUAUCUUUACCUUAACUGAAAAAGAUUCUGGUAUGCGCCGUUAUGGUGUAUCGGUCAAUUUCUAUCAAACAUUUAAUCAACCAUUGCAACUCCCUCAUGAUAAUCAUCCAUCGCAAGCCAAUGACAACGAUAGCUCUUCUCCUCGUCAACCACAACGCCAGAAUAAAACUUUCUUAAUUUCUCUUUGUAUUAUUUCACAUCAUGCAUUUUUCACAUCCUUUCGUAAAUGUAUUAAUAUCUUGCGUGAGAUCAUUGAUACACAUCCUGUAUGUCAUCAAGAUGGAAAUAGCUCACAACUAUGGCUUCCAUUAAUUCAGGCUAGUCCUAAUCAAGGUAGUCAAUAUGAUCAAGUUGUUGAAGAGAUUGAAGCUUGGAUAGAACGAUUUUUAAAAUCGCCUACACCCAUUCCUGGACAAACUAGAGUGGAAAUUGAGCUAUUGGAUAAGCAUCAUUCACCAAUUGUUCUUGCAUUACCCAAUUCAAGCCGAUUUACUUUAACGGAUUUCCCAGUCCACUUGCCGGUCGAGUUAUUAGGCGUUGAAACCUUUAUACGCGUUUUUACCUGCAUGCUAUUGCAACAUAAGUACAAUCGUUGA
This is a messenger RNA of Trichoplax adhaerens, 849 nucleotides long. RefSeq lists its product as uncharacterized. The record is from RefSeq and is a predicted model, not a curated record. The coding region runs from base 1 to 849 and encodes 282 amino acids. Gene Ontology annotation, molecular function: guanyl-nucleotide exchange factor activity. Gene Ontology annotation, biological process: regulation of apoptotic process; regulation of Rab protein signal transduction. Lineage: Eukaryota; Metazoa; Placozoa; Uniplacotomia; Trichoplacea; Trichoplacidae. The transcript has 2 exons. Gene Ontology annotation, cellular component: cytosol.